Vespula vulgaris is the source of this 1169-nucleotide messenger RNA. It is a transcript of the gene Nubp2, whose product is annotated as cytosolic Fe-S cluster assembly factor NUBP2 homolog. The transcript is spliced from 5 exons. Gene Ontology annotation, biological process: iron-sulfur cluster assembly. Lineage: Eukaryota; Metazoa; Arthropoda; Insecta; Hymenoptera; Vespidae. The record is from RefSeq and is a predicted model, not a curated record. The coding region runs from base 78 to 860 and encodes 260 amino acids. Gene Ontology annotation, molecular function: ATP binding; 4 iron, 4 sulfur cluster binding; ATP-dependent FeS chaperone activity. Gene Ontology annotation, cellular component: cytosol.
CCAUCUAGGUAGAGAGAGAACUAAAUAUUGUGUAAGCUACGUACGGUCAUUAUUUGUUUAUAUUUCUAUGUUGCGAGAUGUUAGAAGGAGUAAAACACGUGCUGCUAGUUCUUUCCGGAAAGGGAGGCGUAGGUAAAUCUACUAUUAGUACACAACUGGCCCUUGCACUUAAAGAGUCUGGAUUUAAAGUUGGCUUGUUGGAUGUAGAUCUUUGUGGUCCUAGUGUACCAUAUUUAUUAAACUUAGAGGGUAAAGACGUGCACCAAUCAUCUGAUGGCUGGGUACCAGUAUUUGCUGACACAGAGCAGAGAUUAUCUGUGAUGUCAAUUGGUUUUUUAUUAAAAAAUCAAAAUGACAGUGUGAUCUGGCGUGGUCCUAAAAAAACAGCUAUGAUUAAGCAAUUUUUAACAGAUGUAGUAUGGCAAAAUUUAGAUUAUUUAAUUAUUGAUACACCACCUGGUACUUCAGAUGAACAUAUCACAGUGAUGGAAAACUUAAAAAAUGUUAAAUGUGAUGGUGCAAUUUUAAUUACAACUCCACAAGCAGUUGCAGUUGAUGAUGUUUUGAGAGAAGUUACAUUUUGUAGAAAAACUGGGAUUCCUAUAAUUGGUAUUGUGGAAAAUAUGAGUGGUUUUGUUUGUCCAUCUUGUGAAGAAUGUACAAAUAUAUUUUCAUCAGGUGGAGGAACAGUCCUUUCAGAAAUGGUAAAGGUACCAUUUUUAGUUAAGAUACCUAUAGAUCCUCAAGUUGGUAGAUUAGCAGAUAAAGCUCAAAGUGUCUUAAUUACUCUUCCCAAUAGUCAAGUUGCACAAGUAUUUCGAAAAUUAGUUGAAGAACUUACUAAAAGUAAGGAAGCUUGAAACUAUAAAAUUGUAAGAUAUAAAAUAAAUAAAAAUCCUAUAUAUUUUAUAAUAAAAACUAAAUAUUUUACAUAACACAAUUAAAUGUGUAUGUAUCUAUACAAUAUAAUUUCAAUUAAUCUCGUAUAAGUAAUAAAAUAUAAUCUUUAGGAUUAAUCAGAAAUCAUACACACAUUUUGUUACGAUUUUGUAUAUAAAAUAAUUUUUGUUUAAUAAUUUCUCUAUUAAUAUAAGUAUAUUAAUUGUACUAUUUUAAAUUUAUAUACAAAUAUUUUUAUGUAUAAAUAUAGUAAAAACAUUUUUCUUUUA